Molecule: messenger RNA, 447 nt
Organism: Pseudogymnoascus verrucosus
Lineage: Eukaryota; Fungi; Ascomycota; Leotiomycetes; Thelebolales; Thelebolaceae
Exons: 2
Coding region: 1-447 (148 amino acids)
Source: RefSeq, a predicted model, not a curated record
AUGGGCGUUAUCAUGGGGGCUUCUCUGGAGGCAGCUAAUUGGUUUCUGCCUCCUUACCCGAUCGAAGACAAGUACAUGAGUGGCUCCAUGAUGUCCAUAUCAGGCAUCACGAUUCUCUCGAAGAUAUUGUUUUGUGGUCCCAUACAGAGAAAGUUCGGGGCUUCGAAAACAACGGGCGCGAUCAUAAACGCAACUUUGGUCAUCGCUUCGCUGACUGGUACCGGCUGGCACUUCUCUGAGCUGAGAGAUAAGCCAGAUGGCCCGAAGAAGACAGCUGCGAUUCUGGGCGAGGCGUCUAAUUUGUGUCAGUACGUGUCACGGGUCUCAUAUGCUGCAGCUGUGAAUACCGAAAUCCCAAACGUCAAGAUGGUUGAAGUAGAAGUUCUCGCAGUGAGCAUGUUCGGGACGGCGGGUCUGCAAUAUGGAAUGGCAGCCAUUCAGUGGUGA